CAUUUUUACAAGAUUAAUAUUACAAAAUAAAACGUGCGCAUAAAGAAUAUAUUCAUUAGAGAUACAUUUUUAACAAUUUUUUCAAGUGUCGUUGUAUACUUCUUUUGCUGUGUAUUCUCUUGUGUUACGACGGACUUUUAAGUGCUCGAAUCCGCCGCCUUUGCUUUACUAUCUUGUACGUUAUCUUUACCCUACUCCUGCAUAUUUUCAUUUUCGUUUUUCUAAUCGAAGAAUGGAGUUAGACUCGGGAAACGUUGAGAAGGUCAUCUCAACUCUCGAAAAGAGGGCUGAUGACUCUGAGAAAGCGAUUGAAAAUCUUCUGAAGAUGGUCGAUGGCGUGACGGAUAAAUCUUCUUUAAUCGAGCGAUUAGAGAAGCUUCUGAAGCUUUUACAUGAAGAUCGUGAGGAGUGUGAGAAAAUCCAAACCCAACGAAAUGAGUUGACGGAGGAGAACGAGCGGCUGCGCAUGCAAAUAGACAAACACAAGUACCGUAUCAAGCAUCUUUUGAGAACCAUCGAGAGUCUUGAAUCAGAAAAAAAAUAACGUAUCGAUAUUUAUGUGUGCGAUCGAAAUAGGAUAACAAUAAAAGUGCGGAAAAAAUAUAGUAUGUAAUUUGAAGGGAUUAUUUUUCAAAUUUCUGAUAAACGCCUCAUCCUCUGUUUCACUAAAUAGUAUUAUGUUAGAGAAAAGGAAAA
Messenger RNA from Phytomonas sp. Hart1, 696 nucleotides. Lineage: Eukaryota; Euglenozoa; Kinetoplastea; Trypanosomatida; Trypanosomatidae. The record is from the annotation of a GenBank genome assembly.